Molecule: messenger RNA, 3815 nt
Organism: Copidosoma floridanum
Lineage: Eukaryota; Metazoa; Arthropoda; Insecta; Hymenoptera; Encyrtidae
Product: E3 ubiquitin-protein ligase RNF123
Cellular component (GO): cytoplasm
Molecular function (GO): ubiquitin-protein transferase activity; protein binding
Source: RefSeq, a predicted model, not a curated record
AAAAAGUAGAUUUGCUUUUUUUCAUACGUAAUAAUUUACUCAAUGCUUUGAUAUUUCUAAUGGUGCAGGAAUUUCAGCUCAACUGUUGAGUUUCACAGUUGAAAAAAAAAAAAAUAAUAAUAUAAAAGAUGUAUGUGAAAGACAUCGUUUCAUAUAUAUUUGGAGAGCAAAUUUUUGAAGAAAAUCACAGCAAUGAUUUAUACAAUAAGGAUAUCGAGUUACAGCAGAUGAUAAGUUUUGUUGAAAAUCAUGUUGGCAAUGUGCUUAAAGAAUAUGAAAUUCCUAGUAAAAAAACAGAUGAUAGGAGAGGCAGACUUGGGCCUCAAAAUGUUCGGUUUGACAUGUCCACUCAUCAUGGAUUGUUUAUUGUUUCUCCGGAUAGGCUCAGUGUUAAUUCACAGAGUAAUUUCAGUACGAUGAGAGCAAACACUGGAAUAUACGAAGGCAAGUGGAUGUACGAAGUGCAGUUGGGCUCAAGGGGAGUCAUGCAGUUGGGUUGGGGAGUUGGGCAAUGUAAAUACAAUCAGGAAUCUGGAGUUGGAGACGUAGUAAAUUCAUAUGCUUACGAUGGAAAUAGAAUAAGAAAAUGGAAUGUCUCAACACACAAGUAUGGAGAAGCUUGGCUUUCAGGAGAUAUUAUUGGUACCACGAUAGAUAUGGACGAUGGGACAAUAUGUUUUUUUAGGAAUGGAAAGAACCUUGGAGUUGCUUUCGAAAAAAUUUCGAUGGGACCGGGAAUCGUUUAUUUUCCCACUGUUAGUUUAGCAUUGAGUGAAAAUUUAACAGCUAAUUUUGGAAGAACUCCCAUGAGAUAUCCCGUGAAAAGUUAUCAGAUACUACAAAAUGCACCUGUUAAUCAACUUGAAAAAUCUCAAAUUUUAUUCGAGUGGCUAGAAAAAUUACUUGUACAGUUUAAAAGUCUCGACACCUUGGACGACACGUGUGAAGGAGAAAAAAUAAGUCCCAGAGGUUUUCUCUUGUGCCUAGCAAGACAUAUUUUUAAGGAAAUUGGCCCACUAGUUAACGUACCUUAUGUUGCUGAGGAUAUUUUUGUUCCUUUUACCAGCAAACUUGCGAAAAAAGACUGCUCCAUGCUUGACACUUGUUUAGACUUGAUGUGGUCGUUUCUAGAAGUGCACGAAAUCAAAGUUUGCCUCGAAACCACAGUUGCAUAUUUGUCGUCUGUAUUUCGUCAAGUUUCAACAGAUUUAGAGUACCCCGAGCAGCGGACAACACUAGUACUUCUCAACUGUUUUUGUCAACAUGCGCUGACAAGGCAAUAUUUGCUGCAAUUUGUUUUAUUCGACAAAACGAAACUAGUUAAUUUUAUUCACGUGAAACCGUUGGACGAAGAUUGCCUAAACAACAUUGUAAACAACAUUUGGUACGAAACUAAUCCAUUAGAUCCAUCGGUAGAGAUUCACAAAACUUCUUACAUCAACGCUUGUGAUAAAAUAAAAUACUGGACGUCAGAAGUAGAAGCUCUUCAGGUGGAAUUUUUGACGACUCUGUUGAACAACACAGACGGCAAUUCGUCGACGCCAACGUCUAGAACGAUAUUUUUAAACAAAUUCCGACGCUUUGUACUAGAAACUUUGGUAUCGAAUCGCCGAUUCAUCACUUACCAGACGCCACUACCCGUCACGCUAUGCUUCUUUCACAGACUUUUAGUUGCCUUUAGAGUUUUGUGGGAUACCGAAGUCGGAACUAAUCCAAUUUUCGUACCAUGCAGAUCAUUCUGCGACUCGUCAAUCAAUUACUCGAAUAUCGAACGAUUGGGUGGAGUAUUGUCUCAUCUAAAAAAGACGUUCAGAAACGAUUUGGUCAAGCUGCUUGGAACGGAUGAGGAUGCUGUAGACCAAUCGCAAGAUACCCAAUUGACUGCAGCGGCAGCAGCGACAACGGGCACCAAUAAUUUAUUUUCCGCAAGGGUCGCUGAUACGCCUGUCAUAUCGGUUUUCGCCAGAAUGAUCGGCGUCAAUCCGUUGGGCAACCCAAACAUGUUGGAAAGGAUCGGAUACUUUCCGUCCUACGCUAGGGAACCUCCGCUGCAGUUUGGAUCCGUGGAUCCUACGACGUCGCUUAUCGAAUUGCUGGACGGAGUAAUACUAUUUUAUUAUGCGGCGGCGAAAAAACAAAUCGCCAAAGUAGCCAACAUACGAGAUGUUAUAACGGAAUACUCUGUUGCGAUGUCGGACAUGCAGAGCCGAUUGGACAUAGUGAAAAAAAUGAAAGACGAGGACUCUGAAAAUAUUAAGAGUCAGUUGCUGAAAACUGCGGAAAUUUUUCAGACGAAGCUGACGGAACAGGCUCGACACAUGGCUUGGGUUCGAGCGGUUGUUUAUUCGGAGGAGAAACAGGAGCGCAUAGCUUGGGUGUUGAGAACGGUGCUGCUUACUUUAAAAAGAGCCAGCGAAAGUGAAAAUCUUUUUAGUUUUGUUCCUGAAUUUUACUUGGAGGUCUUGGCUGAUCUGAUCAACGGUUUGAAAAAUCACAUCCAUCCGACUGUGCUGGUCGAUAAGAUCACCGAUUUCCGAACGGUGUUGAAAGACAUAGCGCAAUUUUUAUGCGACCAUUUUUUGGAUGCUCGCAUAAUCAAUGCAAAUUCAAAGGACACGCUAAUUACAUCCUUGGCUGGGUUCGCCUCAAACUCGAUGACCCUUGACGCGCUGGAGAGUGUGACGAAAGACGCGAGGCUUAAAGUUGUCUCGAACUUGCUGAAAUCUUACGAAAACAGAGCUUGGGCGCAGUCCAAUUGGAUCCUCGUGCGAUUUUGGCAAGGCCACGGGUUUGCUUUUCGAUACGAGAAGAGUCCUCACGUAGCUAAGAAAGUCGGUCCAAAAAUAUUAACUCAGGAAUCGUUAUUUCGGACCAUUAAGCCAUGUCCAUCACUGGUCUUCCAAGCCCAUGUCAAAGAAAUUUUACUUGGAAAUAAUCAAGCGACCGUUGUAUUUUUAAAUUCUCUGCUGAAUCAGCUUAAUUGGGUCUUCUCCGAGUUCAUUGAAAUGGUGCAGGAAAUCCAUAACGUCUCAUCGAGACCGGAACGCGUUUUCAUAGAGUCACGGCAGCUCAGGAUAUGCGCGACUUGCUUCGAACUGGCUGUCUCGCUUUUACGAGUAAUAGAGAUGACGGCCUCCAUUGCUUCCGAAGUUUUUACCGAUUUUACGUUGCCGUCGAGUAGCAAUCUCCUUGCCAGAUUAUGCCAGCUACUUUGUCAAAUUCUUAAUCGAAUAAGUAUGCCAACCAGUUCUUUUCAACACGUCCUGCAUCUUGAUAUACCAGAUCUCCAGACAGUCGAUCAUUUUCCAAUCUCGACUGCCGUCCUAGGGAUCCUCAUAGCUUUACUAAAAGAAGAUAUUUUACUACCAGAAUCAGAUGAAAUUCCUCAAGUUACGAUGACGAUAAUAUCGGAGCCGAGUUUUCAAAUGUCUUCAUUGAAUUUUGUAUUGGGUGAAGUUAAAACAAACAAAAUAAAAAAUUACAGGCCGUUCUCACUGCUAAAUUACGAAGAUAGCGUUUCAAAAGAAGAAAUAUUAAUGGUCAAAAAGAUAAUAGAACAUUUGGAUUAUAAUCGUAAGAAAUUACCAAUUGAAACGCCGUGCGAUGACGACAAGAUUUGUAAAAUUUGCUACGCCUAUCCCAUCACGGCAAUUUUUAAACCUUGCGGUCAUUCUUCUUGCUUGAUGUGCAUAGAACGGCAUAGAUUAAAUAGCAAGACUUGUUUUUUCUGUAAAUCGAUUAUUGAACAAGUUAUUGUUGAAGGUAAAAUUUUGCAUGAAUUUUCAAGCGACUCGUCAAUUCAAUCGGACAUCUGA